AUGGAGGGAGUGGCGCGAUUGAUUCCGUCAAAAACUUCAAGGGAAAGCACGUCAAAAACGACAAUCUCACUGGACAAUCAUGAGGAUUUCGAUCAAGAUACCCCAUUCUCGUAUGAAACGGCGAUUCCGGUGAUGGAGUCCUCAGGGCAGGACGUGCUCGAACUGGAGAUGAACCAUAAUAUUGGCUAUUUGGAUGCUCGGGAGUUCGGUCGAGCGGCUUCUUUCGAUUCGUUGGCUGCUCCAGCGUACACUGAUGAGUAUUCGGAUGUGAGCUACGAUAAUCUGGGAGCACCGUCGUCUUAUCAAUUUCAACCGGUUGACGAUCUCAUCGAUGAGGAACCAAAUAAGAACACCCAACUGAUCGAUCGAAAUUGUGUUGUCGUCGUUCAGCAGCAAUUAAGCGAAACACCGAUCGAUCACACUGCCUACUCACAGCCGCCAUCAACUGAGCAGUCACGACACGAGAACAACAAUCACACUGGACAUGUUGAUACAGCAGUGGCUCUGAGACAGGUCUAUGCAGUGAAAGCGACAACGGGAGAAGCCAAAUCGGCAUCAACUUUCAGCGCAAAUUUCAGUCGUCCCGUUUCCUCGUCUUCACUCAACACUCUUUCCACCACUCCAUCAACCACUUCCACAUCACACAAAAGAUCGAGUGGUCGAAAUCAACCGAAAAAGGAGCCUCUUGAUCCAAAUGUCGUUGAAGAAGAAGUGGCUAGAAACGUCUCACAAAUUCUUUCACUGACAAAACAACACCGUGCCGCCAUGGUGGCCAACGGUGGAGCGAAUGCCCGACAAGGAGGAGGACAAGUUGGCACACAUUUAGCACAUUUGCCCCAACGUACCCCUCCACUAGUGGUUAAUCGAGCUGUUUACACGUGUCCUGAUUGCAAUAAACAGGUCUCGUCGACAAGAAACCUCUCGAGACAUCGUCAAUCUUGUCCAGCGUCGAGAAAGUUCGCCCAGCAAUCGGUACAGGCAACAAUCAGCACUCAACCCCUUGCACCCGGGACGAUGAUGCCGAACGGCCAAAAUCCCCAGUCGAUUUUUGUGAGAAGGGAAGAUGGCUAUCCAGAUUGGUGUUCUCCUCGAUCAUCUUCCGUUUCAACCGCUUCAUCCGUCCGAGAAGCCAUCUCACAUCCACCAUCAAGAGACGAGGGCAGUGUUAUCCCAGUCACAAUCCAAUCCACCGGUUCUUCCCAUGAACUUUCCUUUUCCGAUCAUUUAGACGCACCACCGACUGAUAUGAACAAUUAUGGCAAUCACAGCUAUUCAUCAAAUUCGAUGCUCGACGAUUCUCAGGGCUACUCAAUCGGUUUAGAAGAUCGACCACCAUCUGAUGAGUUGGCCACCUCUGGCGAGAGCGGAAGUGCGAGUCGAAGCAGUGACGUUCCCUCACAGGCGCAAGCUUUCCAAUGUGAAGCUUGCCAAAAGACAGUGGCAUCUCUUCGCUCACUCAAGCGACACCACACCACAUGCAAACCGUUCGCUCAGCAAUUCCCACAUAUUUUAGAGCAAGAAAAAGCCGAAGCUGAAGUGCGGAAGAAAAAAUACGAGGAGCAACGGAUGAAUGCACUGGAAUCGGGAAGGAAACGGAUACGAAAGAAGCCGAUAAACGACCAAGAGACUUUACAAUUAAUAGACGCCGAUCGUUUCUCUCAACCCGGCACUUCAUUUCCUACUCCCGUUUUUCAAGAGGACGAGCCGAGAGAGUUCCCGAGGCAGAUCAUGAGCUCUGACUAUUAUGGAAUUCCCCAUCCCCAGUAUCGGCCUCAAUAUUUCCCGCGAGAUCCUGGCGCCACCUAUACGCCACAGUUGGAUCAUUUGGGAGCCGGACAAGUCGAGUUUUGGUCUCCCUACGAGGGCCAACCCCAGCCAACACCCCGGCAAACCCAGAAUAUGCCCACCUAUCAGAAUCUGCAACCGAUGGGCCCACGACCGCUUGUACAAGUCACUUUUCAAGGCCCACAUCAAUGGGUACCCCAUCAUGCAAAUCAAAUGGCUCAAAUGAACUCGCCUGUGUUCUCCCCGGGUUUCCAUCCAAUGUCAGCAAUGUCACGCUCUUCGUCAAGCUCAAUGGUCGCUAGUCCGAUGGUGGAGCGUGCAGAGUCGAGGAGCGGCUUUUUGAGCCCAGUCGCUACACCAUCUGCUUCAAAUUUCCCGAUUCAACCGGUCCAAAUACAGCAACAAGACCAACCUCUCACAGAAGCUGAUCGUUUGCCCAGUCCCGACUCAUCGUCUGCAAGCAAUGGUGUCAAUCAGGCAAACACAACCUGUCCAGAUUGUCAACGCCAAUUGUGUUCAGCCAGCAAUUUGAAGCGACACCGAGCCACGUGUAAAGCGGCAGCAACUGGAGUCAUAGAACCCAUUCUUCAAGCACCAUCAGUCGACGCUCCCUCACCGCCAAAAGCCGUUCAAUGGGCUUCGCAAGAGGUUCGCCAUUUGCCAGAACAACCCGAUCGUCGCUACGUUGUUCUGGCCGCGCCCUCUGCCGGCUCGCACGUCGAAAUGCAAAUCGAUCAGCAGCGACCAUUCAUUACGGUUGGUGAACACCUCAAAGCCCAGCAGCAAAAGAUGAAUCCGCCACAGCAAAUGCAACGCUACGAGCCGGGGAUUCAUGUCGUUCAGCAGGGAAUGCAACUGGGAGCACAAAAUGGUGGACAAAUUGGGCAAAUUGAGCAAAUCCAGGGUCAACAGAUCAUCAUCGCACAGCAAGCGCCGAUCAACCGACACUCGAUCGAUGGCGCUGAAAUACCCCAUUCUGCUCCUCCCCAUCUCAUGAAUGGACCUCAAUUCCCGGCCCCAAUCCAACGCAGUCAAUCGACCAAUUACCCGCAACAAUACGUCCAGAACUACACAAAUGGCAAUCACCUUCACAUGAACGGUCAUCCGGGCAAUGGUCCAUCACAUCUCGAGGAGAACGGGAAAUUGGAAGAAGACGAGAGUCUUCUCGAAGACGCGCAUGCUGAAUACGAGGUCGACGUGGACGAACACUACGGCUAUGGCUUCAAUUCGGCUACAGACGUCAGUGAUUUAGAGGACGAGUUAAGGGAACAAAAAGAUCGAGAUUUUCAUCUUACAAACGGUUACUCGAAUGGUCAAAACUCAUUGGAAAAUCAAACAUCAACAGAAACGACAACGAUCAAUGGGAACUCGCAUGGGAGUGCGUUGAGAGCUGCUUUGAACAGUAUCUCGCCACCAGCCCGUCACACUGUUUCCUCUCAUCCACUACCGACAGCAGUUCAAUAUCAGACAACAAUCGCAACAGCACCCCCGCUCGAUUCAAUCAUCACCACUCAACCACUACCAGGUGAACGCCUCAUCUUCUCUCCGCAAAACCCACACCAACGCGGACCGGAGCCGACCUAUUAUGUGACUCAUGUACAAGCCUUACCCAAUCACCAGAGCUACGUUCAUCCGCACGGAGCAAUGAGCUACGCGUUAGCUGAACAUCCGAUGUCGCCAAACAUGAAUCGAGAACUUGGCGCAAUGCCAGCCACUCCAGGCCGUGAGGUCGACUUACGCUUUCAGUGUCCCGAAUGCUUAAAGACAUACUCCUGUCGAAAAAAUGUGAAACGACAUCGGAUGGCCGUGCACAAGUUGACACCUGAGGAAAUCGCAAGAAAUCCUGGAUCAGGAGACUAUACAAACGGUGGCGUGAUGCAAUCCCCGCACCAAAUUCUUGGCACUCCGCACACUCCGGUGAUGAUGAACUCGCCAAUGUCAUCGGCUAUCUCCCCAAAUAAAGGUGUAAGGACUGAUGCUCAAUGGGAUCAACAACAAAGCAGUCAGAGUAGAAUAUGGGCACAGACGUCGAUUCCGCAACAAGGACCUCUUCAACCAACCGCGCAACACAUGCAGUCGUUUGACUCAAAUUCGCUGAAAACCCCAAAAAGAGAGCCGGUUGAUGGAUCGAAAAAAGCGAUGACUGAAUUAGCUGAAGCGGACACAACUUUCAGUGAAGAUGCCGAAGAGGGGAAAGAGGUGAAGCAUGAGCUCGCCAGCCAGCCGAUGUCCACGCAAUCAGUGGAGAGUCAACCGAUGGAAGACAACUCUCCGAUUGGCCUUGUUGCACCGUUGCAAUCGAUUAGCCGAAAGACGAUCAACACCGGCAAUCACACUUGCAAUAGCUGUCAACGAGUACUUUCUUCGGAAUAUUCACUCAAGAGACAUCGAUUAUCUUGUGCGAAAGGAAUGGGAUCACAGAACGAUUCGAUCGAAGGCGCUGAUCCGAUGAUCGCUCAGGGCAACAGUGUGGCUCCACAACCGCAAAAGAUGUGGAUCACUGAGUUAAAGCGACGUCCGCAGAGCACUGACGGUGGGAUCAGUUUCGAGGAGGAAACAGCGCCGGAUAGCACCACGCAAAGAGGUGGCGACUCGCUGGCUCACUCUCCUUGCAAUCUCUCGUCACCAUCCGAGAAUGGGGAAAUUGUUCAUACGAGAAAACGUCGUCAUUCAGCUUCGGAGAUCUCGGUUCCACCCGCAAAACAAACUUUAAAGCAUUUAUGUCAGCCUUGUGGCAAGACCUACUCCUCGGAAUGGAAUCUGGAAAGGCACAAGCGGGAAAGUUGUCCGGGAAAAGGCUUUCGACCAAAGGGAACUCCGAAUAUCGACAAAAAUGCCAAUGAUGCAAACACCGAGGACACAGUGAUCAUCGUUGGUUCGGUGAAAUUCGCUGUCUCUCGUCAAGCUCUUUCACGAUCGUCGGCCUAUUUUGCGUCUCUAUUUCAACUCCAUGAACCAAUGCAGGGUGAUGUCCAUGUGGAUGUCGAUCCAAAUGAGUUCCAAAUGUUGCUCGACGCGCACAACAAUCCCACAUCAAUCACUGUUUCAAACAUCGAUGCGGUGGCGCUACUUGCGGAUAAGCUGAAAUUCACCACCGUUUACGAUCACUGUGAAAAGUAUAUCUCGGAAAAGCUUCCCCAAUUCUCCGUGAUGCACGCGAUUCGCCUCGCCGAACAGCUGAAAUUGUCAGCGAUCAAGCAGCGCCUUUUCGACUCGAUUUCGAUCGAUGUGUUCAGAUCCCUUUCCGCUGACCAAGACUACCGCUUGAUGGGUGCUGAUCUAAAAGCGGAGCUGCUCGAGAAAUGGGGCACUUUUCUU
Mesorhabditis belari is the source of this 5103-nucleotide messenger RNA. Lineage: Eukaryota; Metazoa; Nematoda; Chromadorea; Rhabditida; Rhabditidae. The record is from the annotation of a GenBank genome assembly.